Molecule: messenger RNA, 2589 nt
Organism: Galeopterus variegatus (Sunda flying lemur)
Lineage: Eukaryota; Metazoa; Chordata; Mammalia; Dermoptera; Cynocephalidae
Gene: CERT1
Product: collagen, type IV, alpha 3 (Goodpasture antigen) binding protein
Exons: 18
Coding region: 425-2299 (624 amino acids)
Biological process (GO): ER to Golgi ceramide transport
Cellular component (GO): Golgi apparatus
Molecular function (GO): phosphatidylinositol-4-phosphate binding
Source: RefSeq, a predicted model, not a curated record
AGUGGGCCAGGCAGGAAGAUGGCGGCGGCAGCGGAGGUGUGAGUGGACUCGGGUCUCUGCAGCUGUAUUUUCUCCUCUUCCUCUGCUUUUCCUUCCCUGUUUGAGAUUGGCAUCGAAGGGGCUGAGUUCGGGUGGCGGCGCCGGGCGCAGCGCAGCGGUCACGGCGACGGCGACGACGGCGGCUGACGGCUGGAAGGGCAGGCUUCCUUCGCCUCUCGUUCUCCUUCCCCGGUCCGCUCGGUGUCAGGCGCGGCGGCGGCGGCGCCGCGGCGGGGGGACUUCGUCCCUCCUCCUGCGCCCUCCCCCCUCAGAGCGGGCACUCCUCUCUUCGCCAUCCCUCGACCCUUCACCCCUGGGACAGGGCGCCUCCUCCGGCGCAGCUCAGGGAGCGGGGGCCGGUCUCCUGCUCGGCUGUCGCGCCUCCAUGUCGGAUAACCAGAGCUGGAACUCGUCAGGCUCAGAGGAGGAUCCGGAGACGGAAUCCGGGCCCCCUAUAGAGCGCUGUGGGGUCCUCAGCAAGUGGACAAACUACAUUCAUGGGUGGCAGGAUCGUUGGGUGGUUUUGAAAAAUAAUACUCUGAGUUACUACAAAUCUGAAGAUGAGACAGAGUAUGGCUGCAGGGGAUCCAUCUGUCUUAGCAAGGCUGUCAUCACGCCUCAUGAUUUUGAUGAAUGUCGAUUUGAUAUUAGUGUAAAUGAUAGUGUUUGGUAUCUUCGUGCUCAGGAUCCAGAUCAUAGACAGCAGUGGAUAGAUGCCAUUGAACAGCACAAGACUGAAUCUGGAUAUGGAUCUGAAUCCAGCUUGCGUCGGCAUGGCUCAAUGGUGUCACUGGUGUCUGGAGCAAGUGGCUAUUCUGCAACAUCCACCUCUUCAUUCAAGAAAGGCCACAGUUUACGUGAGAAAUUGGCUGAAAUGGAAACCUUUAGAGACAUUCUAUGUAGACAAGUUGAUACUCUACAGAAAUACUUUGAUGCCUGUGCUGAUGCUGUCUCCAAGGAUGAACUUCAAAGGGAUAAAGUGGUGGAAGAUGAUGAAGAUGACUUUCCUACAACACGUUCUGAUGGAGACUUCUUGCAUAAUACCAAUGGCAAUAAAGAAAAGUUAUUUCCACAUGUAACACCAAAAGGAAUUAAUGGUAUAGACUUCAAAGGGGAAGCAAUAACUUUUAAAGCAACUACUGCUGGAAUCCUUGCUACACUUUCUCAUUGUAUUGAACUAAUGGUAAAACGUGAAGACAGCUGGCAAAAGAGACUGGAUAAGGAAAUUGAGAAGAGAAGAAGAAUAGAGGAAGCAUACAAAAAUGCAAUGACAGAACUUAAGAAAAAAUCCCACUUUGGAGGACCAGAUUAUGAAGAAGGCCCUAACAGUCUGAUUAAUGAAGAAGAGUUCUUUGAUGCUGUUGAAGCUGCUCUUGACAGACAAGAUAAAAUAGAAGAACAGUCACAGAGUGAAAAGGUCAGGUUACAUUGGCCUACAUCCUUGCCAUCUGGAGAUGCCUUUUCUUCUGUGGGGACUCAUAGAUUUGUCCAAAAGCCCUAUAGUCGCUCUUCCUCCAUGUCUUCCAUUGAUCUAGUCAGUGCCUCUGACGAUGUUCACAGAUUCAGCUCCCAGGUUGAAGAGAUGGUGCAGAACCACAUGACUUAUUCAUUACAGGAUGUAGGUGGAGAUGCCAAUUGGCAGUUGGUUGUAGAAGAAGGAGAAAUGAAGGUAUACAGGAGAGAAGUAGAAGAAAAUGGGAUCGUUCUGGAUCCUUUGAAAGCUACCCAUGCAGUUAAGGGUGUUACAGGACAUGAGGUCUGCAAUUACUUUUGGAACGUUGAUGUUCGCAAUGACUGGGAAACAACUAUAGAAAACUUUCAUGUGGUGGAAACAUUAGCUGAUAAUGCAAUCAUCAUUUAUCAAACACACAAGCGAGUGUGGCCUGCUUCUCAGCGAGAUGUAUUGUAUCUUUCUGCCAUUAGAAAGAUACCAGCAUUGACUGAAAAUGACCCUGAAACUUGGAUAGUUUGUAAUUUUUCUGUAGAUCAUGACAGUGCUCCUCUAAACAAUCGAUGUGUCCGUGCCAAGAUAAAUAUUGCUAUGAUCUGUCAAACCUUGGUAAGCCCACCAGAAGGAAACCAGGAGAUUAGCAGGGACAACAUUCUGUGCAAGAUUACAUAUGUAGCUAAUGUGAACCCUGGAGGAUGGGCACCAGCCUCAGUAUUAAGGGCAGUGGCAAAGCGAGAGUAUCCUAAAUUUCUAAAACGUUUUACUUCUUACGUCCAAGAAAAAACUGCAGGAAAACCUAUUCUGUUCUAGUAUUCACAGUGACUGAAGCAAGGCUGUUGGGACAUUCCAUGUUGGAGGAAAAAAAAUUAAAUGCUCUAAAUUGGAACAUAGGAUCUAUAGCCUUCUCUGGCCCAAGACCUUGGUCUUGUGUGCAAAGAUGAAGAAAUAUUGCAAUAGCAAAGCUGAACCUCCAACACUUGCUGUCUCCUGCUAGAUCUUCUCGCUCAGCACAUAACUAUAAGUACAUGUAAAAUUACAUGUAUAUGGCUAUAUUUUUAUUUGCUUGCUCCUAGAAGAGAAAAAAAAUCAACUUUGAAACA